UGGUAAAAUACCACCGUUCAUCGUGUGACGCUUUCCUCUCGUUGUAUUUUGUCGCUGUCUCUGGUGCUGAAACAACUCUGGUGCUUUACACAGCAGAUUAUAUAAAGUAAUCCGAUACAAGGACGUUUUUAAUUUGACGCGUUUAAGUAUUAUUAAAAAUCAUUAAUUGACAUUAUUGCAAUAAAAUCUAAUGUCAUAGAUUUUCUUUAGUUCUUUCUCUUUUAAAGCCAUAGUGCCAUUGCACAUUCUCGGCUUGCCUCAUAGUGUCACUCUUCACCAAUUUGAAAUUCUGUGCUAAAGAAACACACCCAUUAGUGCUUUUUAUCCGGGGACAAUGCAACGAUACGUGCACCACUAAACAAGGAAAGUGCGCGCUUCUACGUCUGCUUUGUUUAGAAAAAUUAACGUUUUAAUUAAAACCCAUUAAAAUCAGAAUGGAGAUUUUAUAUAUGAGACAAACAAAUAUGUCGAAAAGGAUUUUAUUUUUUUCUUUUUGGGCAGUUGCUUCAUUCAUCAGCGCGGUCGUUGUGGCAGACAUUCGUUAUUCUGUACCUGAGGAAUCAAAGACAAAAUACAUAAUCGGAAGCUUGAGCAAAGAUCUUAAUCUGGACUUUAAAGGUUUAAGAUCACGGAAGGCGAGAUUAGAUUACCAAGGUGAAGCGCGGUAUUGUGGAGUAGACCUUGAUUCAGGACACAUCGUUGUUUUGGAGAGAAUCGACAGAGAGACGCUAUGCGGACCAACGACGCCUUGUGUUUUACAUUUUGAGUUUAUUCUCGAAAAUCCUCUAGAGCUUCACAACGUGAUUUUAGAGAUACAAGACGCCAACGACAACACGCCCGUCUUCCCAAAGGACUCGAUCAAGCUUGAGAUAAGCGAGACUGCACCGAUUGGAAGCAAAUUUCAAAUCGCUAGAGCCAGAGACUUGGAUGUAGGAAUAAAUUCAGUGCAAAAUUAUAUCAUCAGUCAAAACGUGCAUUUCGACAUUGAUGCAAGAUCGAGUAAAGACAGGUACGUGGACAUUGUUUUGAAAAGCAACCUCGAUCGAGAGAAAAAAGCGGAACACUCUUUAACGCUGACUGCCGUGGAUGGCGGAAAUCCGCCUCGAUCUGGUUCUGUUGUUAUACAAAUUUUGGUUCAGGAUGUAAACGAUAAUGCUCCGAUUUUUUUCGCAGUCUCUGUACAGGGCUCAGUUAUUUGAAAAUGCAGCUCCUGGGACGUCCGUUAUUAAAAUUUUGGCGAUAGACAGGGACGAAGGAGUGAACGGUCAGUUAACGUAUUAUAUUAACCACCUCUCGGAGAGUACAAACAAUC
Molecule: messenger RNA, 1312 nt
Organism: Tachysurus fulvidraco (yellow catfish)
Lineage: Eukaryota; Metazoa; Chordata; Actinopteri; Siluriformes; Bagridae
Product: protocadherin beta-15-like
Exons: 1
Coding region: 435-1199 (254 amino acids)
Biological process (GO): homophilic cell-cell adhesion
Cellular component (GO): plasma membrane
Molecular function (GO): calcium ion binding
Source: RefSeq, a predicted model, not a curated record